Messenger RNA from Sporisorium graminicola, 1191 nucleotides. RefSeq lists its product as uncharacterized. Lineage: Eukaryota; Fungi; Basidiomycota; Ustilaginomycetes; Ustilaginales; Ustilaginaceae. The coding region runs from base 1 to 1191 and encodes 396 amino acids. Gene Ontology annotation, biological process: regulation of alternative mRNA splicing, via spliceosome. The record is from RefSeq and is a predicted model, not a curated record. The transcript has a single exon.
AUGCCAGAUCCCGGAUCAUCCGCACCCAAGCUUUCGUUCGGUCUCAAAUCCACGACGGCACCGUCUACGGCUGUUUCCAAGCUUGCUGCCCGACCAUCCGCGGCAGCCUUCAACGAUGAUAGCGAGGAUGAAGGCGAAAACAAUGGGAAACCACAAGAUAACUCAGCCUCGCUCAACGACCGGCAUAAAUCCAAGGCUGCAAACAUCCACCUCCACGGCAUAAUUCCAGCCAAGUUGGCAACGCCAGCGACACGCAUCGAAAAGAAAAAGCAACAAGAAGCCGAGCAACUUGACGCCUCCAUCUUCGACUAUGACGGUGUCUACGACAGCAUCAAGGAUGCCGAACGCAAAGUCAAGCAGGCAAAGCUCACCGAAGACUCGGCCAAGAAGCCCAAGUAUGUCGAUGGUAUCCUCGAAUCCGCCGAGCAGCGCAAGCGCGAUCGUCUCAGAGCCGAGGCGCGCACCAUCCAGAAACAGAGGCUAGCAGAAGGCGACGAGUUUGCGGACAAAGAGUCGUUUGUGACCAACGCGUACAAGGAGCAGCAAGCCGAGCUGGCCAAAGCGGAAGAGCAACAGGAUAAAGAGGAGCAGCAGCAGAAAACGUCGAGCAGAGGAAUGGGAUCGUUUUAUCGCGAUAUGCUCAACGAGACGAAUGCAGCCAGAGACGCAGCCAUCGCCGCAUCGCUCGCAGGGCAUGCGUCUACGUCCGCUGCUGCGUCUCCGGCACACCUGGACGCGAAAGAAAGAAGUGAUGCAGAUCUGGCCCAGGAAGCCAGGGAAAAGGGGCUCGAGGUGGAGCUCAACGAUGACAACCAGAUUGUCGACAAGCGCUCCUUGCUCAGUAAAGGGCUCAAUGUGGUGUCGAAGCGACGCAGACCCACUCAAGACGCGAACGACACAGCGUCAGAACGAGCGAUGCGCGAAUCCAAGAGGGAGCGUGAUCAGAAGCGUCAGGAAGAGUAUGAAGCACGCAUGAGCCGUGAUGCACAGCGGUCGAGGCAGAGCGCGCAGAUCGAGGAGCAGAUGUUACAACUGGAACGCAAGCGCGCGUUGGAAGAGCAAGAGGCGCAUCAACGCGAGCGGAGCAAGAUUGACGCCAAGCGCAACGACAGCGAGGCCAUCUCGCAGGCCAAGCAGAGGUACUUGGAGCGUAAGAAACAGCGCUUGGCAGCCUCAAAUGGGUCCGCAUAG